AUGGUAUCUACUGAUGAUAUACUGAAUUUAAAAAAAUGGUGGCCUCCUUUAUACAAAAAGAUAGUUCUGUCAGAUGAUAGUAAAGGCAAAAAGAUACCUAAAGAACAGAAACUAUCUUUCACGCCAUCACAGUUUUAUGAAUUUUCAUAUUCCUCGGAGCAUCCUGGUAAAGUAGUUACAAAUACUUUUAUUGGUGGUAUUAUGAAGAACUCUUUUGAUUUAUUACAGUGUAGACAACUCAAAAUUUGCAUUUCUUCUAUACCUCAAGCAUAUCCUGCCGGUAAUGUGCCCAUGAACAAAAAAAAAACUAGACAAUAUUAA
Messenger RNA from Psylliodes chrysocephalus, 321 nucleotides. The record is from the annotation of a GenBank genome assembly. Lineage: Eukaryota; Metazoa; Arthropoda; Insecta; Coleoptera; Chrysomelidae.